CAUUUGCGUUAUUUUUGUAGCGCCUGUCUGCAUAAAAGGCAACUGUACUCAUAUUCAGAGUCAUAGGACAUAUUCAACACUCUACCGUGUGCGGUCAGAUCGUCAUUCUUCUAUCAUGGGCGGAAACGCAGCCGCACUAUGCCUGGGGUUUCUUCUGUCAGUCUUGCCUUGUCCACGGGCUGAAGUCUCCCAGUGCCCGUCCGGGUGGACUGGUCCUUCCUGUAAAGACUUUUCGUGUGACGGACGAAGCCAGGGUAGUUACCCCGACCCUAGCGUCUGUCACAUGUACUACACGUGUGUGGACGGGUACCAGUCGCCGGUGCACCAGUCCUGUGGGCCCGCUGGUUGGCUAGCCUUCAGUCAGGUGACCCAGAAUUGCGAAUGGCCCCAGGACGUGCCCGGAUGUGGACCCAGCCCAUUCGGUAUCCUCGGUGUGUCCACCUUUGUGAACCCUGAUGACCCCCUUCUGGUGGAGGUGGCCACCGACGACGGCAACGUCAUACAAGCUCAAGGAGACAAGACAGAGGAAGGAGCGGCAACCUCAAUGGAGUCCCUUACGCAGACCACACCCGGCGGAGACGAGACCACUGUCGGCUUCUCCCCGGACAGCGCCCUGGUCGACACCGUGGUGACGUCAUCGGGCGUCUCCAUGACCUUUACGUGGACUGAUGACAAAGUCUACGUCACCGCUUCGGCACAGAACUCUAGUUUUGAGCUCAAUGUGCAGGUCGACCUGGAGCCAAGCGACAUGCCGACCGGACCAACCUUGUCAGAGGUGCACGGAACAGCCACGGUGUUUGAGUCCCCAACAACCGACCACUCGUCUUUCAAUAACGGAGCAGAUUCUGCACAAACUGGACCGAUGAGUACUGAAGAAGGCCAGACUACAGGGGACAUGAACGCACCUUCCUCGGAGUCGGCUAACGCCAUGGCGAUGCAGAGUCUGAGGCUGCCUGUCAUGGUAACUAGGUGUGGCCGGCCAGCAGACGACGCGACUGUCAAGGCAUUCGGCUACAAAAUGUCCAAUAUCACGCCACUACUGGCUACCGACAUCUCGUCCUUGCACCCGGACGUGGAGUACCGUGUUGUCCCGACAGGAGACGCUGGAAAGUUCGAGAUCGUCGUCCCGGCCAGCCCGGCGGACUCCUCUCCGGAGGCGGCCCAGACCGUGUGCGACAGCGUCAGUCAGGUGGUAGGUGGCGUGUGCGCUGCAUCGCUGAACGUCAGGCCUGCGGUGGACGGAACCAUCUGUAACGAGGUCGCCGACGCCGCGCAGUUCCUCACGACUCAGUCAGGCGCGGAAAGUGCUCUCGUGCUGGCCGCCUGCUCGGGCGGCUUCGGCGCCGUGCAGACGUUCUGUGACGCCAUUGGCUUCAAUGCAGCGGAGCAGGACGCAUCGUCUGAUCUCUGUCAAAAGGUGACAACGACCGUCGACUCGUUUACGCCGGAGCCGGUGCUUGUUGUCCCGAAGGCUGUGUUCCCGAGUGGGGAGGAGGUUUCCGUCCCAGGAAAGAUCGUGUCUCCAGGAAACGUCAACCAAACAAUUCCCGCCUUCAGCAUCUCAUCCGGCAGCGGUCACGUGAUCUCCUCUGUGGACUUCAACCCGCGAGACCCCUUACCUGGUCAGAGCUACGUCGGGCAUGCGCGGUUCACCUGCACCGACGUCACCACCGUGGCCACCAUGAAGAUAGUCGGGACAGACGGGUACCAAAAUGAAGUGCAGUGCGCAGGUGCCAUCUCAGAGUGUACCCUACGCGUACCCGGGGCACAGGAGCUCGUGGUUGACCGCGUCACCACCUCACUCCAGUCAGGCGCAGGGCCCGCUGUCUCGAGGGAGUCCGUCAUCGUUUUCUGAGCACACCUUCGCGGUCGAUCAAGCAGCCGCCUAGCGCCUCUGAGGGAUACAGCACUGGCUUCCGGCGACAGGCCUUUGGCGGUUUGUUAAAGUCGCCACCACACAGUAAUUAACGUCUCAUAUGGCAAUUAACUGCAAUAAAUGUUCAUCAAAAUGAAAACAAAUAAAACUCAC
Branchiostoma floridae (Florida lancelet) is the source of this 2029-nucleotide messenger RNA. RefSeq lists its product as uncharacterized. The record is from RefSeq and is a predicted model, not a curated record. NCBI's taxonomy places the organism in Eukaryota, Metazoa, Chordata, Leptocardii, Amphioxiformes, Branchiostomatidae. Gene Ontology annotation, molecular function: chitin binding. The transcript is spliced from 11 exons. Gene Ontology annotation, cellular component: extracellular region. The coding region runs from base 116 to 1855 and encodes 579 amino acids.